Caenorhabditis auriculariae is the source of this 4149-nucleotide messenger RNA. The record is from the annotation of a GenBank genome assembly. NCBI's taxonomy places the organism in Eukaryota, Metazoa, Nematoda, Chromadorea, Rhabditida, Rhabditidae.
AUGACUAGCGGAAGCGACUUGGACCACGAUCUUGAUGCGGCCGCCAAGACGAACGUAACGGAUGAGAAUGAAGACUUAAGGUAGGUCUUUUAUUUUCCAAAAUCAAUCUAAUCGGUGUGGAUGGGUUUUAUCAAAAACAAAGUCCAUGUAACAUUGUUUCUAUAAAAUUUUCACUGAGCAGUUCGGUGUAACCUGAAAAAGUUUCGAAGCUGUAAUACCUUUUCAGUGUUACUUUUUAGCACCGCUGACUUGGGAGAGAAAAAAAAGGGACAAGGUCUGCACCCGAGAUAAUUGACUAUAUCGCAGCGGGGCGCAGGCGGUAUAGCCAAGACUUCUUGCUGCGACCUCGUCAACAUGCCGUUGCUAUAUCGCUCCAUCUCAGUAACUUGAGAUUUCAAAACAAUUUUUUGUUUUAUUUUUAAAAUUUAUGAUGAAAUUAAUCGAAUUGAAAAGCAGUUUUUUAAAGAGCGAUAGAGCGUAAAACGAUUGCGAAGUUGCAGCGAGUUGUCCGCCCUGCCGCGUUUUUUUCUCCCACUUUCUUCGAUCCUUGAAAUAUUUUCUUAAGGCUGCUGUUGAAGUUUUAUACAGUUUUUUUUUACGAAAGCGAAGUUUUGGCGACCGUAAUCUCGUUUUUAAAGUAAGGUAUCCAGCGAUUCUCGAAAUUUGACGUCAAUCCUUGAGCGUGAAUAAUGGCCCAUUUCACUCGAAGCAUCGCCCAUUUGAAAUAAUCGUUUUCUCAUGGCCUAUAAAAGUGAGGAAAAAAGAAAAAGGACAAACGGAGAGAAUGGGAAGCGUUUUCGAUGGAAAAUUCAUGUAUUCUGGUGCUCAUCGACCGUUAAUGAUGAUGCAUGAUUUUUUUUGCCAUACAAAAGCUGACUCAAAAUAUAGAAAAGGUGACUCGGAUGUUUUUCAGAAACAAAAUGUGUAUAAUCUGGAAAUAAUUGUUUAACAUUCUUGUUAAGAACUGUUUUCAAAAAAAAAAAAGUUUCUGAGUGCCUGUUUUCGAGAAAAGUCUUCGAAAUUCAAAGCCUGAUAAUUUUCACGACGAGUUUGGCAAAUGGUGACUCUAUUUACUGUUUUUUUGCAGUAUUUUCUAUGAAACAGUAUUUUUCAAUUCGUUUCUCAUGAACAAAAUGGCUCAAUUUUUUAUCUAAAGAGUUUUGUUCAAUGAAAUUCCAACUCAGAGAAAAAAAUAUUAUAGAUAAUUAACGACUUAGUUUAAAAUUGCGUUUUGAAGCGAGAGAAAACGAAGAAGACGGUCGAAAAGGUAUCUGGACAUGCUGGAGAAGACGCGUUUCGAAAUGGUCAACGAGCGCGUCGUGGAGGACAUAACUCUCGAGUUUUUCUACAAACCCCACACUCUGACUGUUCUCGUGCUUCUCUCCGUCUACUUCCUCUACAACGCCUUCGUCGGGUUCCUUCCUCUAUCAGAGAGCUGUUGUAACCUUCUAAAAAUUUCAGGUCUAAAGGCGAAGAUACCAAGAGAAAUGUCUACGACGGCUUGCUCUCCGUCCUGAUGCUCUUCAUAGUUGUUAGCGCCUUAGCUUUUCCAAACGGUUACCAUCUUUUUUAUUUUUCUAUUUAAAUUUUUUUUUCCAGGGCCUUUUAUCCGACCGCAUCCUAUCGUUUGGCGGAUCAUUUUUGGUCUUUCAGUCAUUUAUAUGUUGAUACUUCAGUUCUGUCUCUUCCAAACAUAUAAUGAUGUGAAAUCGGUUAGUUAUUCCAUGACAUCGCGAUAAGGGAACAGGGAAAUUUAGGUUCUAUCGUGGCUGGACCCCGAAGGCCUCAGUCUCGAGAAAUUGGCUGAAAAGGUGGUUUUGAGGACACAUUAUUGCAUUUCUUUUGAUUUUAAACGAUACCUGGGAAAGAACAGAGCUGGCGAGCCUCGGAAAAAAAGUUUGACAAGAAAACUUCAAGAAACGAAAGAAAAAUGAUCAGAAAACUCGAAUCGCUCAAACAAUUUUUUGGCUUUCAUCGAAUUUAUACGCACAAUUUUUUUUAAAAAAAAACGAUAGUGAUGUAGUUCUAGAACUAUGCGGUGAACUGCUCAGACAUCAGUAUGGAGAAGUUCUUGAGCAACGUAGACUUUUUCGCGUUUGCCCACUUCACGGGCUGGGCGAUGAAGGCGUUGCUGAUUCGUCACGGCGUCAUGUGUUGGUAUAUCAGCAUCUGCUGGGAGGUCACUGAAGUGCGUUUUUUUGUCACAAAAACCCAUCCAUUUUUUUAAUAAUUUUUCGAUUCUUAAAAUAGUUCAACUCAUUCUUUUUCUUUUUUUGCAAUUUAAAGUCGAAUGUUUAGUCCAUAAUAAAUAAAUAAUGGAAUUUUUUUCAAAUUCCCAGCUUCUCCUAGAUUUUUUUAAGCUCGUCGAUCAAGCGAAAAAAGAUCAUCUUUCUCUCUUAAUGUUGUUAAAGAAAUCUCCGCUUGGAAAUUUUUGAAUGGCUGGAUAUUGCAGAUGUUUUUCACCCAACUGCUGCCCAACUUCGCCGAGUGUUGGUGGGACGCACUUGUUCUCGACAUUCUCCUGUGCAACGGCCUCGGAAUCUGGCUUGGGCUCAAGAUCUGCCACUUUUUCGAGAUGCGCAACUAUCACUGGGAGAGUAUCAAGUUGGUCCAGCUCCUUCUCUCUCCGUCUAUCGUUUCCUUCUCCACUGGAAUUUUCCAGUUUUUUAAGAACUUACCGACCACAAAGUAUUACAUGUCGUGACGUCAUUUUUGAACCUUCAUGAUUCUUUUUCAUUUUUUUUUUUGUGGUAGCUGUCCCUUUUAGUUUUGAUAGAGUUAGUGGGUGAGUCGAGAACAUCAAACUUCUCAACUAUAAAAAGUUAGAAAGAAACUUAAAUUGGUACAAUCAGGCCUACUGAAUACUCCGUUUGUUUAGAGAUAUUGACUCAGGCCGCGGAAGAUUCAAACGCGUAGUUUUGCAGUUUACACCGGAGAGCUGGAGCAAGGUAAACCUCGAAAUAAAAAAUUGAUGGAGCAUUCUCUUUAAAUAUCAUUGAGAUCUACAUUAGUGUAGGCGUUUUUUAUUUUCAGUGGGAAUGGUCAGCCAUAAAUGACGUAGUCCGACGAACUUUCGCCGUUUACCUUUUCGUCAUCGUUUGGCUCGUGUGUUUUCAUUUUUUUUUUCAAUUUUCCGGGGUUUUCUUCCAGGAUGUUUAUUUCUGCAUCUUCAGAUGACAGAGCUGAACACCUUCUUCCUGAAACACAUCUUUGCCAUUGACACGCAACAUCCAGUCGUUUUUUGGCGAAUCAUCCUCAUUGCUUUCAUCUCUGCGCCCUCCAUCAAGUGGGCUCUUUUUUUCUUUCAUCAUUUCAGCUGUUUCAACUGACCGCCAAAAGAGGGCAGAAAAAUCACAGAAGAACUGAACUUGAAAAGUUGAAAAGAAGUUAGUCUCACCAGAAGGAAAGAACUAGAGUGUGAUUGAGAUUCAGACGUUGAUAGUUUUUUCGUAAGGUUCAUAAAUCUUUCAGACAAUACUAUUUGUACGCAACGGAUCCUUUGGUCAAGCGUCUGGGGAUGCAGUGUUGGGUUUACGGAGUGGUGACAAUUCUUGAAGCGGCCAUUUGUGUCAAAUUCGGAUCGUCCAUGUUCCCUGCACUGACAAUCACUCCGAUUAUUGUUUGGAUCCUUUUAUUGGUGACUUUCAACUUCUUGUUCUAUGAGAAUUUGUCCUUCUCCCACAGGCAACGCUAUUUCUCAAGUUUAAAAAGAUUUUUGUUUUUUUAAACACAAUCCAAGAAACCUUUUUACAGGCUGUAACAACUUUCCUCAGCGUUUGGAUAUCUGUCUGGUGUGCACAGCGUUCUUCUGUAUGUUAUUUCCUUUUUCUAUAACUUCUCACUAGACUAUUUUCAAAGUUUUUGUUUUCGAACGAUCGAAAUCAUAGUUCUUAAGAAAAAAAGCGAUUAUUCAAAACUAAAUAGAAGCUCUUUUUUUUUAACUUCCCAGAGAAGAGAAAAGAGUUGUGUUAAAAAUCUCCUGGAACGUUCUCACAAGUUGUUUGCGACCAGGCGACGCGACAAGUCCGAAUGAACGGAGAGCAAAAAGUUGUUUACCUUGACUCUUCGCACGAAAACCUCGGAGCGAUACAAGACGAAGUGAGACGCCGACGACGCGAUCUUGGCUUUUCCGAGUCGGAUCUUCAUUGA